AGAUGGGCUUCUUCUCAAAAUGAAUGAAUCUAUCUAAGAAUGACGUCACACACGAGCUGCGCUGUGAUUGGUGGGUUCUCUUCCUGUUUCCUGUCGGCCGUCUCUGGUGGGUCCCUAGUCGCUACACGUGAAGGUCAGAAGCGGUACACUUUGAGGCUUUGCUGUCCGUCGAGGAGGGUUUCGUGUUGAGAAGAUGGAGGGACAAGGAGCCGCACCCGACCCCCAGCUUCAGCAGUUCAUCGAGGUUGAAUCCCAGAAGCAGAGAUUUCAGCAGCUGGUGCACCAGAUGACUGAAGUGUGCUGGGAAAAAUGCAUGGAUAAACCCGGGCCUAAGCUGGACUCCAGGACGGAGUGCUGCUUUGUGAACUGUGUGGAGAGAUUCAUAGACACGAGCCAGUUCAUCCUGAACAGGCUCGAACAGACGCAGAGGAGUAGAGGUUCGUUCUCAGAAUCCAUGUCGGAAUAAACGCUGUCCUGUUAAAGGACGGACAAAACGGACGCGUACCACCUUUGGCCCCCCCCCCACCUCCAGUACUGACUAACAUGAGAACCGUCCCAGCAACCUGAAGAGAGUAAAACAUGUUGGGUUUGAUACAAGGGCCUCAAGCGAACGCACGUAUCCGGUCAUCAGGAGUUGUACGCAUGCCAAGCCAUUGAUUGCCCCCCUCAAUGGGUAAUAUGCGUGUUGUUUGUGGACUGAAAGUCUUUUAAUGUUGCCAUGGCUAGGAAACGUUUCAUGUUAUUCAUUACUGCAGUUGGGUUUCAAACUUCAUUGGACACCUGUUUUGGCGCGAUGUGAACCCGCAUUGAAUCAGCCUUUGAAUCUAGUUGACGAGCGGGGAAGCCUAUAUGAUGUGGGCCACAUUGGGUCUACCGUGCUGUCCUACAAAUGGUCCACAUCACUGCUGUUUUGGUCCAAGUGGGUGUUAUCAGUGUCUUUAUUGAUAACAUACAUGAUCUUCGUUAACAAUGUUAAUGUACAUAUGCAAUAAAGAAUAUGUCAGUUGAAACCA
Molecule: messenger RNA, 1013 nt
Organism: Gadus macrocephalus (Pacific cod)
Lineage: Eukaryota; Metazoa; Chordata; Actinopteri; Gadiformes; Gadidae
Gene: timm8a
Product: translocase of inner mitochondrial membrane 8 homolog A (yeast)
Exons: 2
Coding region: 194-466 (90 amino acids)
Source: RefSeq, a predicted model, not a curated record